This is a messenger RNA of Cyclocybe aegerita, 1041 nucleotides long. Lineage: Eukaryota; Fungi; Basidiomycota; Agaricomycetes; Agaricales; Hemipholiotaceae. The record is from the annotation of a GenBank genome assembly.
UGCUUUACCCGCCACUCUCUUGUCUCUCUACAGAGCUCCGCGACCGCAUCGUGGAUCUAUGUGCUAAACUGCCCGAAUGGUGGAUAAUACUUUCCAACCUUGCCCUCGCCGACCGCGCGUUCACAUACAGAUGCCAUGUUCAUCUCUUCACCGAGUUGGCUCUGGAUGACGAUUUCGGCCCCAAGAAGAAGCUCAGGAAGCAGAUCGGGCAGAAAUGGAAAAUCCUUAGUUCCAAUCCUUCUUUGGCGAAGCUUGUACGAGUCAUCGACAUCAAAGCAUCGGAUCCUCAAUUAUUCGGCGAACGCAAUUUCACCAACAUGUUGGAGCUAUUUCAAGUCUCUCCUACUCCUCCACACACCAUACGUAUCGAGAAACGCGAUGAGGCAAACGCCCAACCAGGACGGUUCGCUGCAGGUCUCGAGCAAUUCUCCCUAUCCCAAUCCCUGACAACUAUCCACCUCGACGGUUGGGCUAAUGUCCCAUUAGACAUCUUUCUUGUCUGCUCCAAACUGAAAGUGGUCAACCUCGAGAGUAUCGAGUUCGACCAAAAGCAAACGAAUACUCGCCCUAACAACUAUCCACCAAAGAUAGAGCACUUGUGGGCUCGAAACUCGGACCAACUCCUCAAUCGUUUUAUGCAGAUAAAAAGUCCAGCUUUUGCUGUCGUCGAUUGGUCAAAUUUACGAAUUCUCCACGUCUCUCCUCACGAGCGCAAGACGAUGGCUCUUGUUCAGCGCAUCCUUGACAUGACGUCUAACACAUUGGAGCAACUUUUCCUUACUGUCUUAGGUUUCUCUGACAUGCCAGACGGAAAACGACAAUUUCCUCUCUCAGCCAUCCUCAACCUCGAGGCAAUGGCAAAUCUACACGUGUUUGAGGUAUUUGCAGUUAUCAAUUGCAAGGCCAAGAAGCAUACAGUUCUGAAGGACCUAGGCAGCACCUUGAGCUCCCUUCCACGCUCGAACAGCUUGAAAGUAUUCUCGCUUGAGCUGGAAUUUUUCGGAAAGAAGCCGUAUCAAGGGUGUCUCGACGAAGAUUGAG